Messenger RNA from Cyprinus carpio (common carp), 2962 nucleotides. RefSeq names its product D(2)-like dopamine receptor. Gene Ontology annotation, molecular function: G protein-coupled receptor activity; dopamine neurotransmitter receptor activity, coupled via Gi/Go. Gene Ontology annotation, cellular component: presynaptic membrane; glutamatergic synapse. The record is from RefSeq and is a predicted model, not a curated record. Gene Ontology annotation, biological process: adenylate cyclase-activating adrenergic receptor signaling pathway. NCBI's taxonomy places the organism in Eukaryota, Metazoa, Chordata, Actinopteri, Cypriniformes, Cyprinidae.
UCUAACAAUUCAAAAGCUUCAUACCUCAUGCUGAUCUUCGUUGGUUUAAACCAGCUGACCGGUUUCCAAAACCAUGAAUCUAAACCAUCUUAACUAGUUUGGUGUCUGUUGCAGAAAACCACCUAAUUAGGUUUUAUAUUUCAGCAGGGAUUAUUCAAAGAGAAUUCCGAAUUCGUACAGAAUAGACUGUCCUUGAGUCAUUUUCUCUUCCUCAAACUAAUCUUAACUUCUUUAUUUUUUUUGAGCUAGAUGUGUCUCUAAUUUCUAUCCCUCGUUAAAGAAAUCUGUCUCUCACAAGUGUCUAUCUCAUCACGACCGACGUCUUUCUCACAGAAUAACAGUGGAUUGACUUUGUCCCCUCAGUCUUUCUUAGUGUUUUUGUUGAGAUAUUCUCUUGUCCUUCACUCAAGUGUUAAUUUUCCUGAGCUUAUCAAUCGGUUUUGUCUCUGAAUUACAUAAACUCACCUGCAUCAGCACAUGCUUCGGCCUUUUAUUCUCCGAUACCUGUAAAAAAAAAGAAAAAAAAAAGUCUUUACAGUUAUUAAAGUUACACAUAAAGUAGGAAUAUGCACCUCUGUAUGAUCCUUUUCUCUGUACCUUUAUAUAUCCGUGUAUCUUUCUCUUUAUCUUUAAUAUCCAGCUAAUCUAUACGCUAUUUUAUUCGCCUUUCAAAGGUGUACUCUUCUGGUGACCGUUAAUUCGGUUGGAAAGCAAUUUGGCGCGUUAAUUUAAACUGUGCGGUCACGUGCGCGUUUAUCAACGGCUCUAACCGCAGCUCAUCCAAUAAUACAUUUAAAACAAACAAAACGUAAACGGUUUCUUUUGAUUUGAACGGACCAUCUGUGCAAAUAAAGCAACGUUAUUAGUUUUUACCAGCCGCUCGUCACGUCACGAGGAGAAUAAUCCUGCUUGAGUUAUGUGCUUUAUUUUAGAAGUGUCUUUUUAGUUUAUUUUAUGGCGAUAAUAACUGUUAAUGUAAACGAAUAUAAAUCAGAUGGAUAAUGAGCGGGAGCGUCUGAGGGAGGAGGAGGCGCGCGCCUGUGAGGAACAGAGCGCGCGAAAAUGAGCGGAGAUCGGGUGCAUCAUCUGCAGCUUCAGUCACAUCUUUAUUCUACUUCUCCAUUAAUAUGAACGAAUUUUCUAACGUUUCGUGGUAGCGCUGUCGGGAUGCGCGAGAAGCUCCUGCUGAAUGACAGUGCCCAGAGGAGCUUCAUAAUGCCUCUUCUGAACGUGACUGAAGACAGCGUCUCCAUCGCUUCUCCCACCCCAGACUCGUCUCCGUCUCUGUCCUCGUUUCUCCCGCAGACGAACUGCUCGGUGUCUCCGUCUCCCUCGUCUCCUCCGUAUAACUUCUACGCCGUGUUGCUGGUGUUGCUGAUUUUUUGCGUGGUGUUUGGGAACGUGUUGGUGUGUGUGGCUGUGUCCCGAGAGAAAGCGCUGCAGACCACCACCAAUUACCUGAUCGUGUCCCUGGCCGUGUCCGACCUGCUCCUGGCCACGCUGGUGAUGCCCUGGGGCGUCUAUCUGGAGGUUGUGGGUGAAUGGAGGUUCAGUCGGAUCCACUGUGAUAUUCUGCUCACGCUGGACGUCAUGAUGUGCACCGCCAGCAUCCUCAACCUGUGUGCCAUCAGCAUCGACAGGUACACAGCUGUGGCCAUGCCGUUACUCUACAACACACGCUACAGCUCCAGAAGACGCGUGGCUCUGAUGAUCGCCGUCGUCUGGUUCCUGUCCUUCGCCAUCUCCUGCCCGCUGCUGUUCGGACUCAACAACACAGCCAGUCAGGAGGGGAGAGACUGCAGUUUUGCCGACCCUGCUUUCGUGGUUUACUCGUCUGUCGCUUCCUUUUACGUGCCCUUCAUCGUGACCCUGCUGGUGUAUGUGCAGAUCUGCGUGGUGCUGCGCAGACGAGGCAGACGCACCGCACCUUCACGCAGACACGGCCUCCAUCCAGAGCCCAGAGAUGCACAGAGAUCCCGCAAGAAUAAAUGCACUCAUCCUGAAGAUGUGAAGUUGUGCACUUUAAUAUUGAAGCCUCCUCCAGCUGCUCCACAACGAAAGAAAGUGACGCUGGUGAAGGAGGCCGUGGUUCAUCCUGUGGACGUGGAGCCCGUGUGUUUUCUGAGUCCGGACAGAGAUCAGCCUCUUCCUCCUCCUCCUCCUCCGCAGCAGCAGCAGUCGUCUGGACGAGCUAAAAUCUCCCUGUCGGUGUCGGUGGCUCCGUGUCCCGCUCCGCAGGAGAACACGCACGGACGCCAAGGAUGGAGGGACAGAAACGCAGACAGAGAGAAAGGAGCGGCAGCGAAGGAGAGAGCGAGAGGAAGACUGUCGCAGCAGAAGGAGAGGAAGGCCACGCAGAUGCUGGCCAUCGUUUUAGGCGUCUUCAUCAUCUGCUGGCUCCCUUUCUUCCUGACGCACGUUCUGAAGGCUCACUGCGGCAGCUGCUGCAUCUCUCCGUCGCUCUACAGCGCCGUCACGUGGCUGGGUUACCUCAACAGCGCCGUCAACCCCGUCAUCUACACCACCUUCAACAUCGAGUUCCGCAAGGCCUUCAUUAAAAUCCUGCACUGCUGACAGUCACUGAACAGGAGACACUUGUGACGUUUGUAAGAUAACGCCGAUCGAGAGACACGGUGAAAAGGCUUUGUUUGUGGAACCGUUGCGAGCGGCUGAUGUUUAGUCACUCUUUCUGCAGUACUGACACUAAAGAAGUAUCCAGAAAUGAGCUUGUCAUCAUUUGCUCCCCUCAUAUCCAAACCCCUUUAGUUCUUCUGUGGAACACAUGGGGACACGCCGGCAUCGUGAUGCUUUUAAUCGAACGCGAUCAUAAAUGUACGGACAUUCUGACUUUCUUUCUUGAAAUUCUGAGUUUACAAAUUGGAAUUCUGUUUAUUCGUUUCCAUCUCGCAAUUCUGAUUUAUAUCUCGCAAUUCUGCAUUUAUAUCAUGCAAUUCUGAUUUAU